ACAGGGCACCGUGUAAAGUAGCGCGUUGGCAAAGCUCUAUAAGCCAUCGGGCGUAAAGAAACCAUAUCCGAAGUUCCCAAGAGCGUGUCAAAAUUACCAAUCCCCGCUGGUCGUACAAAAAACAAUUUAUAGAUCCAAGAAGACGAUCACGAAGAUGGUUUGCCUGGCGUGUUUAUUACCCCUUUUCUUGGUACCCAUCGUCAACAUUCUUCCUCUUCUGUUCCAUUUAAUCAUGGGAAAAGUUUAUGGGAUAUUUGGUUGGGAAUACAGGAAGCCGGAGAGGGUUCCACCGGCUUGUCCUUAUAAGCCUGCAGCCAAGAAGGAUAGCAAAGCGGGGGUGGAAACUUCCACUGAACCAGCUCCACCCGUGUCUUUCUCAAAACCUGUGGGAGUGGCAGAUGACAAGCAGGACUGAGGCUGGUCUACUUUCUUUGGUGCCUGGGCAUUGGGGAGGAAAGCCAUUGCUUAUGAUUUUGUUUGUUUUGAUUCUCCGAACUAGACGUUUGUUGGAAACUGUAUAACCUUUUAUCAUAUUAACUAUUCGGGCCCGAAAAGAAGAAAGGUGGAAAAAUAUCGGAUUAAAUGAAAUCAGAUAUUGCAUAUGAAAAUUGUUUUGAUAUGGCAAUUGUAGUACAUUUCCAAAAAAAUUAAGAAAAAGAAGGAUAGCAAUUGUAGUUGUGACUUC
This is a messenger RNA of Carya illinoinensis, 685 nucleotides long. RefSeq lists its product as uncharacterized. The transcript is spliced from 4 exons. The record is from RefSeq and is a predicted model, not a curated record. Lineage: Eukaryota; Viridiplantae; Streptophyta; Magnoliopsida; Fagales; Juglandaceae. The coding region runs from base 155 to 415 and encodes 86 amino acids.